Messenger RNA from Sturnus vulgaris (Common starling), 1797 nucleotides. It is a transcript of the gene SSH3, whose product is annotated as slingshot protein phosphatase 3. Lineage: Eukaryota; Metazoa; Chordata; Aves; Passeriformes; Sturnidae. Gene Ontology annotation, molecular function: actin binding; phosphatase activity. The record is from RefSeq and is a predicted model, not a curated record. Gene Ontology annotation, biological process: negative regulation of actin filament polymerization; protein dephosphorylation.
AUGCUGGUGGGAGCUUGUGGGACCCUCGAGCCUGGUCCAUACCCUGGGGUCACAUUUCCCCCAGAAUUGCGUCCCAAUUUGCAGGAGGAAGAUGUUCCCAGACGUGGCCAACUGCAGCGACGGCAGAGCUUUGUCAUGGUCAAGGGGGCCGCACGGCUGCUGCCCGCGGAGGAGCCGCCCCCGGCCGAUCCCCCCCCGGCCGAGCCCCCCUGCAAGGCCCCGGGACAGCAGGAGCAGCACCUGCACCUCAUGAUGCAGCUGCUGCGCCCCCAGGACGCCAUUCGGCUGGCUGUGCGGCUGGAGUCGGCGCGGCCGCGGCGGGUGCGGUACCUGCUGGUGGUGCGGCCGGAGGAGGCGGGAGCCGAGGCGGAGACGGCGCUGCUGGGAGUGGAUUUCGCCCACGAGGGGGCCACCUGCUGCACCCUGGGCAUGGUGCUGCCCCUCUGGAGCGACACCCAGGUGUUCCUCGACGGCGACGGGGGUUUCAGCGUGACAUCGGGGGGACAGACGCGCAUCUUCAAGCCCAUCUCUGUACAGACCAUGUGGGCCGUGCUACAGGAGCUGCACCUCGCCUGCGAGGACGCGGCCCGCGGCGGGCACAUCCCCGGCGGCCCCGCGCUGGCCUGGGCCCGCGGCUACGCAGCAGCGCUGGGCUCGGAGCAGAGCUGCCUCAACGAGUGGCUGGCCAUGGCCGACCUCGAGUCCGUGCGCCCCGCCUCGCCCACACCCCUGCGGCCGGCGAUGCCGGAGCUGUCAGAGCAGGCGGUGCGGGCGCUGCUGCGGGAGGUGAUGGCCGCUGCUGACCUGGAGAAUGUCACGUCCAAGGAGGUGCGGGAGGAGCUGGAGCGACGCACGGGGCACAGCCUGGCCGAGCAUAAGGAUUUCAUUGACAACGAGAUGCUGCUGGUGCUGGCGCAGAUGGAUCGGCCUUCCCGGGUCUUCCCGCACCUUUUUCUGGGCUCCGAGUGGAACGCAGCCAACCUGGAGGAGCUGCAGCAGAAUAAGGUCACCCACAUCCUGAACGUGGCGCGGGAGAUCGACAACUUCUUCCCGGCGCUGUUCACCUACAUGAACGUGCGGGUGUACGACGAGGAGGCGGCCGAGCUCCUGCCUCACUGGAAUGACACCUUCCUCUUCCUCUCCCGCGUCCGGGCGGCGGGAGGCCGGGCGCUGGUGCACUGCCGGAUGGGGCUGAGCCGCUCGGCCGCCACGGUGCUGGCCUACGCCAUGAAGGAGUUCGGGUGGCCCCUGGAGCGGGCGCUGCGGCACGUCCGGCACUGCCGGCCCGGAGUCCUGCCCAACCCCGGCUUCAUGCGCCAGCUCGAUUUCUACCAGGGCAUCCUGAGUGCCAGCCGGCACAGCAGCCUGUGGGAGCCCCGAGCGGCCGAGCAGGCGCCGUACUCCGAGGAGGACACGGCGAGGGACUCGAGUGGCCUGUCCCCGCUGUCCUCCCCGCUGUCAUCCCCGCAGCCCUCCGAGGAGGAGGCGGCUGCUGGAGGCCUGCUGGGGGCUUCCCGGCGCCCACGCAUCUCCCUGUGCUCUGUCAUGCGGAGCAUCAGCCUGCUGGAGACCCCCGAACCCCCCGAGCUGCUAGGGGAGCCCCACGCCCGGGAGGUGUUUGAGGCCACGGAGGAAGCAGAGGGUCCCUCGCCGAGGUCACGACCCUCUUCCCGGCCGCGCGGGGUGGUGCGCCAGGCCAGCCUGGACGGCGGCCCCGCCCCGUUUGGUGACCACACCCAUAGUGGUGACCACACCCAUGCACCUGGCCACGCCCACACUGAUGAACCCACUCCUUAA